Molecule: messenger RNA, 3213 nt
Organism: Passer domesticus (house sparrow)
Lineage: Eukaryota; Metazoa; Chordata; Aves; Passeriformes; Passeridae
Product: hydrocephalus-inducing protein-like
Exons: 18
Coding region: 337-3213 (958 amino acids)
Biological process (GO): cilium movement; axonemal central apparatus assembly
Cellular component (GO): axoneme
Source: RefSeq, a predicted model, not a curated record
CCGGGUGUGCGCAGCCUGGGCUCGUACAGGCAGCUACACUGGGCGAUUCGCCGAGUGAAUUGUUCACGGAGCAUUGGUCUCUGCGAGUGAGUCCUUUGAAUUUGCGGAGCAUUGUGCCCCGCUGAGAAUUCCGAAACGUGCAGAGCAUUGGCCUCUGCAAACAACAUCCUGCACGUGCAGAGCAUUGGCCUCUGCUAGGAGUCCUCAGUUCGCGGAGCAUUGGUCUCUGCAGAGGAUUCCUCAACGUGCAGAGCAUUGGCCUCUGGAAAAGAUCGUGAAUUUCCUUUGAAGUUUUGCUGAGGCCUUGUCGUUCCUCUGUGACAUCCUCCCUUCAGAAUGGCUUCUGGAUUCCCAAAAAAGACACCAACACCUCGUCUUUUGCUGAGGGAAAGACUGCAGCCUAACACUCUGCUUCCCUCUAAGUUCCAGCAGGAGAAGUUUGCCAAGAUGAAGAAGAAGGAGGCCAGCACUGGGGGGAGUAUUCUGCCCAGAAUUGGCCCGUGGAUAGACCUGAGCAAGACUGGUCCAAAGCUGCCGUCAGCUCCCCCAAAGCAGAACUUGGUGCAGAUUUCCCCACCAGAGGUGAUAUUUCAGAACUUCAACACUCAUGAUGUCUCUGAAAUGACAGUGUCUCUCAUGAAUGUGGACAAGUUUCCUCAUGUGGUGAAGGUCUCCAUGGAGAGAUCACCUUACUUCCAGGUCAUGGGCUCCAACGAUGCCUACCGUCUCCUGGUGCCGGCCGUGUCUGUCCCUGUGCGCAUCCGCUUCAGCCCCGGCGAGAACAAGGAUUAUUCCCACAAGCUGGUCUGUGUCACUGAAAGGGAAAGGAUAGUGGUGCCAAUUCGGGCCAUUGCUGCCCGAGCUAUCCUGGACUUCCCUGACCAGCUGGACUUCUCCACAUGUCCAGUGAAGUGCAGCACGCAGAAGACUCUGCUGCUCCGCAACACCGGGAACCUGGAAGCUCGUUUCCAGCUGAGCACCCAGAGGCAGAGUCUUUUUGGGCAGUCACAGAGAGAGCUGCAGCAACAAAAAUUAAUGGAGGAGAAAGAAACAGGGAAGGAGAAGGGCUCUUGUGAAGAUCGUGCUGCCAGCCUGAGAGCCUCGGGGGAGAUGGCAAAGGUGCACCAAGACCCCAUGUUCUCUGAUGACGUUUCUGUCAUUGAGCCAAUGGAGGGAGAAAUCGAGCCGGAUGGUUUGGCCAAAAUCAAGAUGACUUUCAAACCCCUGGAAGCAGUGGAGUAUCAAAGUGUGGCUUAUUGCAGCAUCUCAGGCCGUGAGAGCAGGCUGCCCCUGCAGCUCAGAGGGGAAGGCCAAGGACCCUUGGUUGAGCUCAGCUGUGACACUCUGGAGCUUGGGGACAUUUUUGUCAACACCCCCCAUGUCUGUGAGGUGAAACUGAUCAACCAAGGAGCUCUUGAUGCUCCCUUCAGAUACAUCCCUGCAGCCACAAAGGUGGGCUUGGGAUUCAAGUUGGCACCCCAGGAGGGCAUCAUUGCAGCAGGUGGGAGCCAGACUCUCCAGAUCUCCUUCAGUGCCACCGUGUUGGGGAGGUUUGAGGAAGAAUUGCGGUUCAGUGUGGCUGGAUCUCCUACGCCUGCUAUCCUGACCAUCAGGGGCAGCGUCACUGGACCGAGUUUGCACUUCGACCUCCCUGAGCUCGACUUCGGGGACAUCUCCUUUGGUGAGUGCUGCCUGGGCUGGGACACAGCGGGAGGGAUCUGUGCCUUCCGAGAGAAAAGCAUCCCUCCCUCCUGCUCUGCCCCAGCAGCCUCUUCAGGGUGGGAACUGCAGGCUGCUGGUGCCGCAGGGAGCAUUUGGCCAUUGUCAGAUCAAACAGAAGCAAGGCAGAGAAAGUCAGGAUUUUCUGGUGUCUCUGUCCUGCUUGAAAAGACAGAUGUCUGCCAAGGAAGGCGGGGAUCUUCCUGGAAUGGAAAGAUGAGCCCCUGCCUCCAAAUGAUGAUACCUUUGAAAUUACAGGGCUCAAACGAUGGGGAAAGGAAUAACAGUUCUUUCCUAGACUAUAUCAGGAGAGCCCAGAGAACAAGAGCAGACGUUUGCCAGCCACCAAGUGCCAUUUUUGUCCUUUGGUGCAGCUUUCCCUACACCCAGCGCUGCCGGCUCACUAACAGCUCCCCGGUGCCCGUGACGUUCCAGCUCCGCAUGUCGUUCGAUGGCACGCAGCCGGCUGUGGACAGCGUCGAUCAGAUCCGCUGCCACAGUGACCCAGCCUGGAGGAAGGGCGUUCACUUGUAUGUGGAGCCCCGGGAGUUUACAAUCACUCCCAGCCGAGGGACCAUCCUGCCCCAGGGACACCAGGACAUCCAGGUGACCCUGUGUUCCAACUCAGUUAUGGAGUUCUACAGGAAAAUGCUGGUGGAUCUGGAGGGUUUUGGCAAGGGAGUGGCAUCAUUGGUCAUCACAGCCAGAUGUCUCGUUCCAAAGCUGCAAGUGUCCCCCCACGUGCUGCAAUAUGAUGAGUGCCUCCUGAAGGUGCCAUAUGAGAAGAAGUUCCUGAUUAGGAAUCCCAGCCACCUGCCUGGCUGCUACGGGCUCAUUGAACAGAAACGCAAGGAGGACUCUGCUGUGCUCUACUCCAGCCCCAAGCCCUGUGGGAUUGUCCAGCCUCACAGCACUGCAGAGAUCCCAGUGCUGGUGGAAGUGCAGGCGCUGGGCGCGCAUCGCACCAAUGUUCUCAUCGGCGUGUUCGGGGAUGAGAGAAACCCACUGAGAAAACAGUUAUGGAGCUCUGGACGGCAGGCAGAAUCCUCUCCAAGCCCAAGGCUGGUGGAGUCUGGCAGGAUCCCAGCACUACAGCCUAUAGAUGAGCUUCACCCACCUAAAUUCAAUCCCCAACCACCAAAGGAGAUGAGAACAUGUUUGGAUUGCCCAGCGUCUCGAUGGAGGCACUUCAAGGCUGGAAAGCAGGAGGCAGCCACAGCCCUGACUGAAGAGCAGGAUUUGACCCAGUCUUCAGGAGCAGAGGCUUCCAGUAUCCUGCCAGUGUCAGGUGUGCUGCAGCCAGGAGAGAGCCAGCAGGUCUCCUUGCCCUUCUCUGGCCACCUCAACAGCAUCUCCAGUGCCACGGCGCUGUGCCACGUGGAGGGAGGCCCCAGCUCCGAGGUGCUGGUGCCCGGGGAGGCCUCACGUGUCAGCUGCUCCCCGAGCCCCCAGGAGAUCAACUGUGGCUCUGAGGCACCUCUCAGGGAGAGGUGA